Molecule: messenger RNA, 450 nt
Organism: Fulvia fulva
Lineage: Eukaryota; Fungi; Ascomycota; Dothideomycetes; Mycosphaerellales; Mycosphaerellaceae
Exons: 2
Coding region: 1-450 (149 amino acids)
Source: RefSeq, a predicted model, not a curated record
AUGUUGACAUGUGUGUACGCUUUUACCUUUACGCUACGACAAUAUCACCAUAUAAUGUCGUCGACAUCCCCAGGGGUGCUGCUCUACUGUCGUGGCUUACCGAUAGUCGACGAGAGCCAGCACCAGGUCCUCUGCAAAUUCUUGCUGAACAAGCCGAGGGCCAAUGCCAGCAACAUCGAUGCAAGCGUCUACGUGCCGAUGGGCGAGCACGGCAUCACAUUUGGAGCCGCUGUUGUACGCCUGGGUGCUGCUUCGGAGGCACAGCAAGUAAUUGAUCUUUGGAGCGGCACGCCACUGAAUGCACAACACAGGAUGUUCAUUGAUAGAGCCGAUGGGUCCUUCCGAUGCAGAGAAAUGCGAGAUGCUGGACUUAUCGAUAUGGCAAGGGUGGAGGCGUUACUGCCUCUUAGCUUCGCGAUCGCGGAGUCCCCGACUGAGCAGGACGGUUGA